Paramormyrops kingsleyae is the source of this 3495-nucleotide messenger RNA. It is a transcript of the gene ccdc9, whose product is annotated as coiled-coil domain containing 9. NCBI's taxonomy places the organism in Eukaryota, Metazoa, Chordata, Actinopteri, Osteoglossiformes, Mormyridae. The record is from RefSeq and is a predicted model, not a curated record.
CCCGGCUCAUUAUUUGGCCGGAAGUUGUAGUUCAUUGUACCGGAAAUGGAUGCGAGGACAUGAUUUUGCCAGGACAGAAAGUGCACAUACCGGGGGCCUGUAAAUAAAAUAAUCCGCACAAAAUAAAGGGGUGGAAACCGCAAACUUAAGUGGCAGUAUUCCUGUCUGCCACCUGUAAAACAACGCGGUGCAUGCAGCCAUGUCGACAGCAGUUGAUCUGAAGACAAAAGAAGAGAAAGAUGCAGAGCUUGACCGACGGAUUGAGGCUCUUCGAAAGAAAAAUGAGGCUCUUGUUCGUCGAUAUCAGGAAAUCGAAGAAGACAAAAAGAAGGCGGAGCAAGAGGGGAUUGCCGUGACCACGGCCCGCAAACCACGAUCCCAUGAGGCCGAGUCCGACCGCAGGAGGACUGAGAAAGAGAACCUCACCAUCACCGUGGAUCUCUCCAAACCUGCUGGGGAGAAGCGCAUCAUCAAUGAGAGGAAACCAGGAGCUCCUCGUGGUGGGGUGGCCCCUGAAGAGGCCGAUCCAGCAGCAAUCCAGGGUGAGAGCUCUCCCAAGAAGCCAGGCUCGGGGAGGCUGAGCCGGGGAGGGCCGCGGGGAGGACUGUGGCAAGAACGGAUGGAGGCCCGGCAGAACAAACAGGAAGUGAAGCAGGAUAAAGCAGAGUCACGGCCUGAACGCUCACCGCGGGAGGGCGAGCCCUGGGACGGCCAGGGCCGGCCGGAACGCACUCCCCGGGGAGGAAGAAGAGGGAGGGGAGCGGGGCCUCCAGUAGGACCCGGAUCAGACCGGAAGUCGAAGGAAUGGGAGGAGAAGAGGCGGCAGAACAUUGAGAAGGUGAACGAGGAGAUGGAGAAGAUCGCGGAGUAUGAAAGAGGCCAGAGAGGAGAAGGCGAGAAGAACCCGGUCCGCAACUUCCUGGACGACCCCAGACGGUGCGGCCCCAUUCUCGAGGCCGACCGCAAGGAGGGCAGUCGCAGGCAUGUCCGUAACUGGGGCGGCCUCGACUUCGACAACGUGAAGACGGGGCCCGAGCUGGAAAAGGAAUGGACGAGUCGGAGGCCAGGCACAAAGGGCUCUGUGGACAUGACUAUGUCCAUGACAGGCCGGGAGCGGGCGGAAUAUCUCCGCUGGAAGAAGGAGCGCGAGCAGAUCGACGAGGAGCGCCUGGCCCGGCACCGCAACGCCACUGGCCAGUGGCGACGCGAGUGGGACGCUCAGAAAACCGAUUCCAUGUUCAAGGAGGAAGCUGUCGCAGAGGACGUUCAGGAUCCAGGUGUUAAGAGGGGGCGUAAUGCCAAAAUGCAGAAGGUCUCAGAGGAGAAUAAGAGGCCACCCAAGGCACCCACGUUUGGUGAUUUCUUGGGGCACGGUAAACCAAAAGAGGGGGGUCUUGGGAGCAGAGGAAGAGGGAGAGGUCAUGCAAAGAGCAAAAAUUACAGUAUGCAUGAUAAUCGCUGGGAGGGAGAGACUGAGAAGGUGCCCACAGAUGAAGAGGAUAAGAAGCUUCCUGCCAAGGAGAAGGCGGAGACAGUCGUGACCAGCAGCACCGACGCAGCGGCCGGUGAUGACGAGGACGAGUGGGAAGACGCCAGCGAUGGAGAGGAAGAGAUGGCGGAGGAAGACGUGGAAGAAGAUGUCGAGAGGGUGGCCACGUCUCCAGAGACGGCGAAAGAAAAGCCGUCUUCUCCGCCACCUACUGCCUCCCCGGUCAGCCCCAAAGAGCAACGUACGCCCCGCCCCAAAGUGCAGCUUCCAGCCCAGCAGGACACUCCCGAACCCACGAAACCCCUGAGCCCCUUCUCACCUCCGGAGGGGCACGAGCCAGUGACUGACUGGGGUGAGGAGAUGGAGAUGCAGUCGCCCCGUAGCAGUCUAGGAGAGAGUCCUCUAAAGCCCGAUAGCACUGGGAUAGAGAGUAGCCCGGAACAACAGGCUGCAAAUGGUGCCGCUGUAUCAGAAGAAGAGUGUCAGACCCCCAGCUCACCAGAGGAGGAGGACAAAGCAGAGGAAGCUGAUACAGUUCCUCCCUCUCCCUGCCCAGAGGCCACAGAAACCAAGAUUGAGGAGGAGGGAGCUGAUUUGGACUCUCAGACCCAAGAAGCUCCUCCUGGUGGAGAGUCUGACACUUUGCCCAGCUGCCCCCCAGAGGAAGGGGAGACAGCCCUCGCCCCUGUACUCCCAGAAUCCCUUCAGAGCUCAAAAGCUGAGGCCCAAGAUUCAGAUCCUGGCCCGGUAUCUGUGAGCGAGCCCUCCGAGCCGUCUUCAGAGCUCCAGACUAACUUUUCCACUGGUCGCACUGGUGCAUCAGGAAUUUAGACGAUUCUUUCUGCGAUGUUUGGUAGCAGCAUUUUUAUGAUGGCUGAUUGCCAGUUGGAGCGGUGAGGAUUUUCAAUGAUAAUGUUUCACAGGGUUACCGGAGAGGAGAAGAGCGGCUGUGACACACGUGGACUCGCUAAGACAGACCAUCACGCAUGGGAUUCAAGUCUGCCACGCGAACUUUUACCACGGCCGUGCCUUGUUUGGUGACGGCUGAUGGGGGGGGGAGCUUGGGACUUGCUACCCAGCAUCAGGGUUGCUUUUGAGAUUGAUAUUCACCUUUUUUUGGGGGGGGGGGGGGGGGGCGGUGGUUUUCUGUCAUUUUUGCUACGGAUCAUAUGCAUCACUGUGGUGACCAAGCCAAGAACGUGUGUCGCUUCCGAAUUCCUUUGUCUGAAUUUGUACAAAAAUCUAGUAUGCUUUGUCUAAGAUGUUGUUCCUCUCCAAAUCUUCCAGUCCUUGCCGCUAUACUGGAGAUUUAGGUCUCGUACAUCUUUCUGGGGCAGCCAAAUAACCCCUUUUAAAAAUAUCUGGAGCUUUUGGCAAACAUAAAAUGCAGAAGGUUUGUUACCUGCGCGGCCAUUUCAGCCAUCCUUUAAAAUGCCAUUUUCCGGAAGUCUGAUCAUGAAUAAAUCAUGGAAAUUCAGUUAGAGUCUUUGAAAUUUGGAAGAGGACUCCUUGGACGAAAAUUGUAAUUUUUUUUUUUUUUUUAAUUUGAACUAAUGCAAUUCCAGUAAUCAGUUGAAUGAUUAAGUUAUCAAAGAGGGGUGUAAGUUUAAGGCAGUUUCUGACUUUUUAUUUUGUUUUUGAAAGUGUGAAUUCAUGAAUUUGAAAAUUGUGUAUAACUGAUAUCUGCUUACAUUCCAGAUUUAUGUAGAGGUUCCUAUAAUGCAUCUCAUGUCAUGAAUAGUUAAUGAAAUUUAUGAAAUCUGCACUGCUCCCACUCAAAGUGUGUCAUCUUAUAGUAGUAGUUUGUUUAAACUGGCAGGGGUAUGUAUAAGGGAAUCAGGAUGAUGGGGGAGGGGAAAAAAAUCACUAACGUGGAAGUCCUGCAGAAUGUCAAUGUACAUGCUUUAACAUGUUAAACAUAAUGAUUUUCACUAAUGUUGUAAACAACUUGUGGGAUUUUUAUGCGUGGAGAUUUUUAUUUGAUAAAUAAACUGGACUUCCAUGCA